Molecule: messenger RNA, 1266 nt
Organism: Salvelinus sp. IW2-2015
Lineage: Eukaryota; Metazoa; Chordata; Actinopteri; Salmoniformes; Salmonidae
Gene: morn5
Product: MORN repeat containing 5
Source: RefSeq, a predicted model, not a curated record
GUCAUUUAGCAACUUUUAACAACAAAUCAACCUGGCUCUAGCAACUUACCCUGAAAAUUUGUUGGCAACACUGACCAGACAGCUAUUAGCUAAACUAACCCCAGUUGUUCUAUGUAGCUUUUAAUAAAAUAACACAUAUGGAGUUCACAGGUAGCAGUUACACUGGAGACUUCAAGAAUGGCAGGAUGGAGGGAGAAGGAGAGUAUAAAUUCCCCACAGAGACAAGAUAUGUUGGGGAGAUGAAGAAUGGCAUGUUCCAUGGAAAAGGUGUACUCAAUUUCCCAAAUGGAAGCAUAUAUGAAGGAACUUGGGAGAAAGGAAUAUCCAAACAGGGUAAGUAUACUUUCUCUGAUGGACUGGAGUACCAAGAGAAGGACUGGGAGUUUUGUGAUGGCUAUGACAGACAGUUCUACACUGAGAGGUGCAAUGGACUCAAACCUGCAGGGGAGUCUCAGCUGACAGACCUUGACUCAUUGCGUGUCAUCCCAGAUGGCUGCUAUGACUGUGGGGAUGGAUUCUACGACCCCAACGCCAGGGUCGUCACUGACUAUGAGCAUCACUUUCUCAGAAACGCAGGACCUAGGUUAGAGGAUCAAUCUCAUGAUGCAGCCUGACAGUGACUUCCUGUCUGUGAUGGCGCUCAGCUGGGCUUGCUGGACGAAUCAGCUGCAGAGUGGUGGAGAAGAAGAGGGGAGGAGAUGAGUCAUUACUGCGCACACUGACCCAUGAAGAACCCGCCAGCUCAGCCAUCGGCCUGUGAUUGCUUCCUGCCCAGCGCCGGGCAUGCACACUUUUACACACACACGCACAAAUUGACACACCGAGACAUGCAAGUAUGUAUGCACACACACAACCAGGUACGCACCGGACAUACCAUAAAACUUCAAAUAAUAGCCCAGGCGUUUAUUUGCUUUUCAAUCACUGAACACAACCGCCAGGUGUCUAUUUCCUUAAUGCACACAGCUUUUGCUCAGAAAAAUGUUGUGAAGUCUACCAUACUGUUUAUUAUGACCGGUAUAAAAAAUUAUAAUAACAAACCCAUUGCUCUUUAUCUACUUUUGAGCAAUCUCAAUGGUACUCAAUAAAGUUCACUCGUAAACAAUAACUUUAGACCCAGCAUUUAUUUGAAACAGGCGUUUAUUUGUUGACAACGUGUGCCGAUUAUUGGCUAUUAAGUGAGACAGGCAGCUAUUUGAGACUGGAAAAUGCACACACACCAGAAUGACCCGCAGAGGCAUACAGUGCCUUUGGAAAGUAUUCAAACCC